AUGAAAGAUCUGAAUUGCUUCGACACAUCUGGCGUGGAGCCACCUCCUGCGGACCUGUCCUCCCUCCAGGACCUUGCGACCUGGCUGGAUGAAUCCGCAGAGCGCUUUGGCAGUGCCGAGCCGUCGGGUGUGGAGGAAGAGACGCAAGCUGAGAAUGAGCCUCAAGCGGACUCCCUGCCGGAAGAGGACAGCUCAUUGCUGGAGGCAUCUGCAAGCCAGAUUGUGGAAGCCAGCAGCGAAACUUCCGAGCUCGUUGCAGCCCUCAGAGCUGAACGACACGGCCUGGUGUCACGGUGUCGCUGCAUUGCAGCCUGGACAUAUGCCCGGCUAGAGACCAUGCACCAGCAACAUGAGGAGGUCUUUGCUCGAAUGGACGAUUGGAUCAAGGACCGUGUCAAGGAGGAGAACGAAGCAAUCAAGGCGACAGACACCUUGCUUCGCUCCGGAAGGUGGGAGGACGAGGAGCCAGUCUUCAUGACAACGAGAAGCAUGCGUAGAUCCCAGACCGCUACGAUGAAGCCUGCGCUGACCGGAGCAGCUGGCAAAAGACGCCGAGAUGUCCUCAAGGUCAUCAUCGCGAAAACAUUGGACGUGGAUGUGUACAUUCCUCAGAAGCUCGAGGUGUCGGAAGCAGCGGUGCCGGUGCCAACCAGACCCUCAACAUCAAAUUCUCAAGUCGCUGUGGGAUCCCGGCCGUCUACCACAAAGCCCUUACGGCCAGUGUUCCCCGAGAGGUGGUCCCAGGACAUGCUCUGGGGUCUUCUCACAAGACUGGCAGAUCUGAGUGGGGCCGUCUGUUCGGCUGAGCAGCUGCUUCAGGCACUGCUCGAGCGCCGCCAUUGUGCCUUAGGCUUCAACAACGAGCAGGUGAUACCCGAGUCGUGGGUCAUGCGGCCAUUAGUGGUCUACAAACUUCUGUGCGACUCAAUGGUGGAACCGGCAUGGGGCGCCACUGGCGUUGACGUGACAGAGUUCCUCUUGGUGCUGUCACAUCACGAGAAUUCCGUUCCAUGGCCCACACCGGAGGCUUUAGAAGAGACGCGCUCCUUCAUUCAGUCCGAGGAGUCUCCGCUGGAUCAAGACGUGUUGGCCUCGUACCCCGAUGUUCCGAUAUCGGAGGAGUUGUUCUGCCAACUUCCUUUGUGGCCAGAGACUUGCCCGCCGGAACUUCGGAGAUGGAUCUUCCAGGUACUGGCUACCUUUGCAGAGGAGCAAGUCCGACUUCCAGCGAAGCCUUCGCGUCGACCAGAGGAUCCGAGUGAGUUCACGAUUACGGCGAGGAGGAUUUUCGGUUACUUUGGUCUGGGCCACAGCCCUGCAGAAAGCUUCAGCAGGCUUUGCAGGCUUCUGCUCCCUCGUGAAGCGCUAGCUGCUGAGGAAGAGCCUGCGCAGGUUUUAGUGAAGGAUCUGUGGAUGCUCCUUCACAGCCAGCGCAGUCGACCAUCCGGCCUUCUCGCACCUGUUCCCGACUUGGCCACCUUUUGCAACAACCUUCUGGAGGAGGCCAAAGCCGAGACGGCAGCAGCCGCCGCCCCAAAAGGGAAGGCUGCACCGAAGCCCAAGGGGAAGGCCAAGCAAGAGGUUGAGGAAGAAGUUGAACCGCCGCCGCUCCCUGAAGAAGCCACAGUGGCAUUCUCAGAAAAGGUACUUCUGCAACGCAAGACGGUUCUCCGUUCCUUCUGCAGUCACGGCGGGCUUCUCUGUCGCCGCCGUGGUCUUGAAGUGCUGUUCCCGACUGCAGGUUCCGGCUGGUCACUUGCGACGUCUUCGCAGGCCUGUCAUGCCGGCAGUUUCUUCACAUCUGCUUUGAAGCCAUAG
Messenger RNA from Symbiodinium necroappetens, 1818 nucleotides. NCBI's taxonomy places the organism in Eukaryota, Dinophyceae, Suessiales, Symbiodiniaceae. The record is from the annotation of a GenBank genome assembly.